This is a messenger RNA of Fusarium oxysporum Fo47, 2262 nucleotides long. RefSeq lists its product as uncharacterized. NCBI's taxonomy places the organism in Eukaryota, Fungi, Ascomycota, Sordariomycetes, Hypocreales, Nectriaceae. The transcript has 3 exons. The record is from RefSeq and is a predicted model, not a curated record. Bases 1 to 2058 code for a protein of 685 amino acids.
AUGACAUCCACUUCAUCCGAGACCGAAUUAUUCACUACACCACCAACAAGUCCGUCACAGAUAACAACAUGCCAACUACCAGGCCGUCUUUUGGUGCAACCCUGCUUUCUAGAACUGGAAUUUGAUAAAUCCCGCUUUUCACUUCCAACUACGGCCAGGGGCAUCUGUUGUUCAGCCAAGAACGUCUGGUACUCCAAUCAUCAUUGGCCCGAGCAAUCUCAAUACAAACACCUAUUCGAACAAGCCUCAGAAACGUGGGAGAAGCUUGCACCGGAGUUCAACAGAAUAUGGAAUAAGAUAUGGAGAAAGUCACUUGCAACAACACCAUGGACCGUCGAGCUACGACUUGCUGGUGUUCACCUGCCCAACGAGCAGCGAAUUAUCAUAAAACCAAGCAUUUGGAUAAGGAGUACCGAUGAAGCCAUUCGAAGCAGUACUGUUUGGAAAAGGCUUCAAAAGGAAGUUCGGAAACUCGGACUUGAUUCGGUCCAGUAUGCAUUAACCUUCGCUGAAGGUGGCUUAAGGUCAGCAAACGGCCCAGCUUCUGUGCCGUUAGAACGUUUGAGCUUGACAAAGGGCAUCGAGUUAUCAAAUGGCGCAAGUUUACAUACUCAUGUUACCUGGUGGACCGUCAAUGGGCGAAUAGUAUAUCAGGAAGUAUCCCGCAUCGGAGGCGUACUGGUCAUCAAUGCCUCACUCGCGGCUGGGGUGACCUCUGGACACACUAUGCUCCUUUACUUCUUGCAAAACACGGACGAGGUGACCCCAAUGGACGGGAACGAUCUACAAAGCACUCCUAAAAGCUCUGAUUCGAACUCUUGUUCAGAGGAUGAUGACGGAAAAGCAAGUAGCGAUGAGUGCGAGCUCGUGGAGAACGAUACCAAAAGUCCAGACCCCAUUUCUGAUCUCGGCUAUAUCGGUCUUGAAAAGGUCGGCAGUUGGGUUCCAGUAACCCUAUCAGGGAUGAUCAAUUUUAUACAACAAGCCGAGGUCCCCCUUUCGCCCGAAGCACCGUAUUUGAAACUCGUCAAUAUUUCAACUGGCCCGAUACCUGCCGACUUUGCUCUUGUAUCUCGAAAGGAGUUUGGUGUUCCUUUAGGCCACAACGACAACAUUUACAAUUUUAAUGGACGAAAGAAUGUAUCGAAUAUGUGUCCUGACUCUUGGUUGGCGGCGAACGAGCACGAAAUACUCGUCUUGCUGGGUAAUGGAAUCGAAGGCUCAACAGGUUUUCUGCAACCAGCGAAAUUGCCUUUUUCUGUUGGGAGCACGACCAUAUGGACACGUAAAAUUCGUCUGAAUGCACCUUUGGGUCGUGGCACAUCCGGUUCCUGGGUUGUUCUACGAGAAUCGGGUAGGCUAUGCGGCUCAAUCAUAGCGGUGUUCGAACGCGAGCCAUAUGCACUUAUGAUAACCGCGCAGACUCUGUUCUCCGACAUUAUACAGUAUUCUCGAGAUGUAAGACUCGUCACACUAGGGUCUCCUAAACUUGACCUGAAAGAUGAGAGUCAAGCAUUAGUAUUCAAUGAUCUUGGGCACGAAGUGGGCCUAAGGGAAGUCAAUAAGGAGGAGCAUAUCUCAUCAUCGGCAGUGAAAUCCAAUUGGGCGACGGAGGAUUCCAUAGCGGCGCCUGAAGAGCUUCCGACCGCUUCCCAACUCAUGGCCUCUAGUCCAACACCCACAGCUCCUAGCCACAGGCGGCCGCAUAUGGCUAACUCUCUUGGCAAUAACCCAGGAAGCCUUACUUAUAGCGGGUCAUCCGAUACCGGAUCAUCUGAGUUCUUGCCAAUGCCACAGAACCAAAGUCUGUCAGAUACACGUUUGGAAAUGUGGUCACCUGAUGAUAAUGUCAUUGCUCGAAUCUCUGCCAAGGUCAUCAGCGGGACGAAGUUCAAUUUCACCACUAUAAUGGACCUUGAGUCCGAGAUAUCAGAGACACAACCUUCAGCAAGCCUGUUACGGUUUCCAGAUACCUCUCGUGCCGACUCGGCUCUUAUGGGAUGUGGUUCCGUGUUUGGCCAGUUUAUACCUAGUGACCAGAUAUAUCUCAGCCUUUGAUGGACUGGAUUGCGUCUUGAGGGCACAUAGGGAAUAACUGGAAAUCGAACUCAAAGUCAAAGCUAACACUUGUUGGUUGGCUUUGCAGUCAACUGUUACAAGAUCUCGAUUACGAAAUAGAGAUCUAGCUUUGGGGAUUGACAUUAUCUAUUGAUUGUAAUAUACACUCUUAAUUAAUUGCAGUUAAAAUAUAUAGUAUUCUAG